AUGUCCAAGGACGAGGGGUUCCCCCAUGCUUCAGCUGGACACGUCAAGCUCGCCGUCGCAUGCUGUAACGCAGGCUUGAGUCUAGCGACAAACAACACCGCAUACCGCGCCGUACUCUUGUACCGGCUUCCGGAAAUGUUGAUCAGGUUGUACAAAACCACGGGGCAAGAUGGAAGGUACCUCGACCAGAGUCUGGCCAUUUCAAGGCAGCUUGUCCUGAUAACAACCGGACCCAAAGACGAAGAUUGGCAGGCCCUCAGAACAGAAGCACUGGAGCAAGUCUCGACCGCCCUGGAGCAUCGCUAUGCAGAGAAGAAAGAACCGCGGGACCUAUACGAAGCGCUCCACUUGUGUCAAGAGGCGCUAAGUUUAACGAACGAUCUUACUCGACAAGCGUCACUCCGAAGUAGGCUUGCUGAGAUUCAUAAAAGACGCUUUGAGAUGGCCUGGGAUCUGCCCCUCAUCGAUAAGGCCAUUACAGAGGGGACAGCGGUUUGCGAUGCGUGCAGUGGCGACAAGGACACUCUCGCCCAAGCCCUGAGCAUGCUCAGCGGCUAUCACCACAGCAAAUAUGAGCAUUCCCAUCAGUCCUCCGAUCUCGAAAGCGCGGUCCACACCGCAACCCAGGCAGUGGAGCUGGAGCCGCAACUAAUCCCCAUCCGCAUCGAGUGUCUCUUAAGCCGCUGCGUUGCACUUGGGAGCCGCUAUACAAGAGACGGGAAUCACAGAGACAUAAAUGACGCUCUCAAGGCGGGGUUGGAAGCCUCCGAGCUGGCCGGUGAAGACACUGUUUCUCGAGUCGCCAUUCAUAGUACGCUUGCAGAAUUCUAUCUGGUACGUAACGCGCGAGAAGGACAGUUGUCUGACGCCGAGGAGGCGGGACGGCAGGCGAAGAUAGCUGUCGCUCUGGCGCCAGUUGGGGUUGCCGCCCGCUUGUCGGCUCUCAGCAUCCAACUCUCAGCUGCGUGUGCUAGGUAUGUGGCAAUUCCCGACUCCUCCAUCCGCGAGGAGGCACUGGAAAUUGCCAAGGAGAUCGAGAAACACACAUCGAAACAAGACCCGGCCCGGGGGCUCGUUUGGAUCAACCUGGGGUGGCUGCAUCACUGCCAAUACAGAGAAACGGAGGAUAUAUCACACCUCGUGCUGGCUAUAGAGGCGGCAAGGAAGGCAGUCAGCCUCAUUCUGGAAAUCAAUCCGAUGCGCCCAGAUGCCGAGGCCAGCCUCGGAGGGAGACUGCUGGCCCGUUACAAGACAGAUGGAUCGGAAGCAACCCUAGGCGAAGCGAUCAAGUAUCUUGAAACGGCAGAAGCUCGGGUCCCUGACAGCUCAAGCGUCAAGGUUCGUCACCUCGGGCACCUGGCUGCAGCGUUGAUGAAGCGGUCCGAUGCUACAAACGACAAAGACAAGCAAGACAGCGACCGAAAGAAAGCCGUGGCGAUGUUUAAAUCAGCCGCGUCCAACGAACUUGGCACUCCUAGCGAUAGAAUUGGCUGCGCUCAACGCGCCAUUGAGAUUCUCGUCGUUCAAGGGAAAAUUUCCGAAGCCAAGGCGCUGGCCGACGAGGCAAUGAAGCUUCUCCCUCUCGUGUGCCUUCGCUACACAUGCAAAGAAGACCAGCAGCGUGCCAUGAUGCGAAUCCCGGGCUUUGCCUCGGAGGCGGCUUCGCUGAGUCUCUUAGCUAAGGACGUUGAAAAGGCCGUAGAGUGGCUCGAGUUGGGCCGGGGCGUCAUCCUCGGCUACACCAUGGAUGACGCGGCGGACCUGUCAGCGCUGAGGGAAAGUCACCCAGACCUUGUCCGUCGUUAUGAGUCUCUCGUCAGAAGAGGGUCUGCCGAUCAGGUUGAAUCCUAUCGUAACUCGGCACUCCCCGUACAUCUUGCAGAAAGGUGGGACGAGACCAUCCAAGAGCACGUACAGGUGGCCAGCGGAAUGCGGGACGUGAUUGCCGCUGCGCUGGGUAGGGAACAGAGGCAGGCCGCUCAGGACCUUAAUGUCUGUAUUGAGGAGAUACGGGGAUUGGAAGGCCACGAGAGAUUCCGGAUGCCACUUGUGCCGGACGACUGGAAGGCACUCGCAAGCACCGGCCCGAUCGUGAUGGUAAACAUGACAGACAUCGGCCGACAUGCCAUUCUCAUCACCUCCAAAGCCGUGACGGCAAUGGAACUGCAAGAUCCACGCCACGACAACGCAACUCAUCGUCCUCAAGGAGACCAUCGGGAUCCCGGACAGGACGCUCCGACCGACCGAGACAUCGUGGACGCAGAUUCCCCGCAAAUUGAUCCCGGCAUGGAGAGGUUUUCGAGUCUCUGGAACAACUGCGUGAGUCCUGUGCUUGAAAAGCUCAAAGAGAUGGGAUGCCUUCAUGUUGCGGCCGACCAGCCUGAAAGGGCACCCCCGCGCAUUUGGUGGAUUGGCUGUGGUGGCGCCAGCUCUCUCCCCUUCCACGCCGCUGGUCUCGAUUUCGACGAGGGCUCAGCCAACAACGCACUGAGCAUCGUGUCAUCCUACACCCCAACCCUCAAAGCUCUUGCAUACUCACGGUCUCGUGCAUUGCGUCUGUCGAGGUGCCCACAUGGCGGUCGCGAUGACAAGGUGCUUGCUUCGUCGAUAGAAAGGAAUGUUACCGUGCGCGGCGGCACAAACGAGUCAGGUUUAGAUGCCAGGAACGGACCUGUCGAAGAUGAGACAACAAGGGCAGGGCUAGCGCUUCCUACACAAGCACCAUGUAUAGCAACUGCUGGGAGUGCCUGUACGCCAGAGUCAAUCCUGCUCGUGACGAUGCCGACCACUCCUGGUCAGAGGGACCUACCCGGCGUUAAUGCCGAGAGUAAGGCAUUACGAGAGGCAUGCAGAGACCGCUAUCUCAUUGAGGAGCUCGAACACCCCACCGCCGCCCAGGUGCUCGACAAAUUCGUGGACUCAACCAUUGUGCACUUCGCAUGCCACGGCUUCUCGGACCCCGUGUACCCGUCAAACAGCCGGCUGAUGCUGCAAAAGAAUGGAAUAUCCACCACUGCCACCACAACUGGCAAGAAGAAUAAGCCAGAGCGCAUAGCGGUCGAGGACAAGCUGACGUUGAAGGAUGUGUCUAUCGCCGCGUUCGAGGCGGGGAACGAGUCACGCUUUUGGCUCGCCGUGCUGUCCGCAUGCUCGACAGCUGAGACGCGGGCUAUGUGGCUCGCUGACGAAGGACUGCAUCUGGCCGCGGGCUUCCAGGCAGCCGGGUUUGCCCACGUCGUCGGCACGCUGUGGCGGGCCGAGGACGACGCUUGCCGCCGUGUCACCGAGCACUUUUAUGCGUACUUGAAUAGGGAGACGGCGAAGGAGCGCGGAGGAGAGGCGGUCGUUGCAGAGGCUCUUUGGUAUGCUGUUAUGAUGCUACGAAAGGAGACGGGGUGUGGCCCUGAUCUGUGGGCUCCGUUUGUUCAUUUCGGUGUCUGA
Chaetomium globosum CBS 148.51 is the source of this 3441-nucleotide messenger RNA. RefSeq lists its product as uncharacterized. Gene Ontology annotation, molecular function: protein binding. The record is from RefSeq and is a predicted model, not a curated record. Lineage: Eukaryota; Fungi; Ascomycota; Sordariomycetes; Sordariales; Chaetomiaceae. Bases 1 to 3441 code for a protein of 1146 amino acids. The transcript has a single exon.